Eriocheir sinensis (Chinese mitten crab) is the source of this 2057-nucleotide messenger RNA. RefSeq names its product proteasome activator complex subunit 3-like (gene REG). Gene Ontology annotation, cellular component: proteasome activator complex; nucleoplasm; cytoplasm. Lineage: Eukaryota; Metazoa; Arthropoda; Malacostraca; Decapoda; Varunidae. The transcript has 6 exons. Bases 44 to 853 code for a protein of 269 amino acids. Gene Ontology annotation, biological process: regulation of G1/S transition of mitotic cell cycle; regulation of proteasomal protein catabolic process; positive regulation of endopeptidase activity. Gene Ontology annotation, molecular function: endopeptidase activator activity. The record is from RefSeq and is a predicted model, not a curated record.
AGUCUUACAAAUAGAGGAUCGGCAAGACAGUCAAGGCCCGGCCAUGGCGUCUAUACUCUCCCAGGGAAGGAAACCGAAACAAACUACCAGUGUCCGUGUUCCUCUUGAAAUGGCCGAAUAUUUACCCCAGGUGGAAUCAUACAAGGGAUCUGUGAAGGAAAAGGCAGAGGAGUUAGUGAAGAAGAAGUUUCCCGAACGCAUCAUACACUUCAACAAGCUGCUUGAAGAGUCUCCAUUCCUAUGUGAGAAUUUGGAGAAGGUACACUCAGACCUCAAGAUCCCCGUACCUGAACCUCUCAUUGUAAACAACCAUGACGGUGACCCCCCUGGGAAGAAGCGCAAGAACCCUGACGGUGGCGCGGAGGAUGCAGUGACUGGCGCCAAGGUGUUUGUGCUGCCCAGUGGCUCCGUGCCCAUCAACUCACAUAUUACUGAGAUGGUCGACACUAUCAAGCCACUCAUCUGCCAGCUGGUGGAGGAGGCCAACCUGCUGAAGAUGUGGAUAUCAUUCCUGAUUCCAAAGAUUGAGGACGGCAACAAUUUCGGUGUCAGCAUCCAGGAGGAAACACUCGGGGAGAUUCGCACGGUGGAGUCUGAGGCGGCUUCCUUCUUUGACCAGAUCUCCCGGUACUACAUGACCCGCGCCAAGCUGGUCUCCAAGGUGGCCAAGUACCCGCACAUUGACGAUUACCGGCGGACGGUGGUGGAGCUUGACGAGAAGGAGUACCUGUCUUUACGCAUCACCCUCUCGGAGAUCCGAAACCACUACGCCACACUCCACGACAUGAUCACCAAGAACAUGGAGAAGAUCAAGAAGCCGCGAUCCACCAACUCCAUUGAGGCCAUGUACUGAGGGAUCAACACCACCACUACUACCACCACCUCCACCACCACCACUUAACACCACCACCACUUAUACUACUACUACCACUUACACUACUACGACUACUAAGAUUACCAACAUCCCCUACUCCACCCAACUCUUCUUCCAUUCUUUCACUACCCCCAACCACUUCUUCCUUCUCUCUCUAUCACUGUUAUUAUCACUUUGUUAUCUACUUCACCAUCAGUUUCACCUCUUUCACUAUCUUCUAUAAUUAUUCCUUCACUUUUUCCUCUAUCACUUUUGUUAUGGGUUUUACUUCUGUUUACUCCAUCACUACUAAUCUCCUUAUUCCUCUUUCGCCUCUUCCACCACUUCUAUGACAUCUAAUACUUCCUUAUCUGACACUUUUUCCAUUCCAACACUCACUUAUUCCACUGAUUGCUUCCUCCACUUCUUUUAAUCCUAUCCUCAUUUGUCCCCUUACAGCCAAUGCAUUUCUUCCUUUCCUUUCCUCCUCCUCUACCACUUCUGUCUGUCCACCCUUCGCCCCCCCACACACACACUCCACCUCUCCCUCCAAGCAACAACACAGCCAUCACCACCACUACUACUGUUGGUUUGAGUGGAUGAGUGGAUGAAGGUUUUAAGGGUUUAUUUCCAGGUGUAUCAAGGGCAUGGAUGGCCACUUUCCUGAAUUCCAUCCCUGUCCCCUCCCGUUUACCUUCUUUUUUGUCGUCAUAGGUUCCAAGAGUAGAAAGAGAAAGUGAGUGAGUGAGUGAGUAAGAGAGUGUGAGUGAGAGAGAGAGUGUGUGUGAGAGUGAGCAAGAGAGAGAGAGAGAGAGAGAGGUGCUGUGCUAAUUACUGGUUUUGUCUCAGUUUUUGGGUGUGUCACUGGAGUGCACCUCGCCCACACAACAAUAUUACCACUUGUUAUGGUUAUCUUACCGUCUCCGCUGCAGCAGUAUUCCCCAUGCGUUGGUAUACCAAGUGUAUUAAUGCCGUGACAAAUUAUUACCGGUUAUGUAUUUGGAUCGGACGUUUCCUCACAGAACUGUUAUGCACUGUUAUUUAUUGAAGAACCUUAGUUAAGAUGGCUCCAGCACCUGUAUUCAUGCCAUUGCUAUGAUUUGUUUCUGUUUGUUUGUCCUGUUUAAGGCUUGUCAGAAGGGAGGACACAGUGGUCAUGGAAAUGGCAUUUUGUGGAGAUAUGAAUAAAUUUGAUAUUUAAACA